AUUUUGCAAAUUAGUCCGCUAUGUCGGGGCUGGCCUACAUCCGUCCUGUAGCUAGUGUGCGACGGCUUCGGGUUUAGAAUCGGGAGUGAAGAAUUUGGACACGAGCGAUGGAGGCGAUGUCAAGAAUGCAAUUGCAGCUGAAAGCAUGUUCGGCCGUGCAGAGUUCACGAAGGGGGCAGUCUUUGAGCCACGCACCGCUACCGAAUGCCUCGACGAGCAAUUCAUCGAUGAAAUCCACAAGCUGGUUUUCUUCUACUCAGUCUAUCUUUCGAACAUCUGAACCCUGCCAGAGAAAAAGAACCAAUGCCAAACGAUUCAUCGACGAAGUUUUAGAUCCAGCUCCCUCCAGAGGAAGGGAUUCAAGCACCGGUGUCAUGCUUUCAGCAGCCAAGGCGAUUCGAUGGUCAGGGUCCAUUAGAAGUGCAACCGAGAACUCUCUUUGCUCGACGUCGCCAUCUUUGCCGCCCCUGGACUGCGCCACGGUUAUCAUUCUGAAAUUUGCAUUUAGCUUUCAAGACAAGAAUUUACAGGAGAUGCACAAGGAGCUGCUCUGGAUGUUGGACUCGCUGCUGCCGGCAAAGAGGAUCAUGAUGAAUGAGGUCACGUGGAACUUCCUCCUCAGGGAGACCCAGUUCUCUGCUGAUGAGAUCAUGUUGUAUUAUCUGCUACACGUUCUGUCCACGAGAGCUUUCGAUGCGGAGCUAGUCACCGAUCUGGUCCACCUCAGAAGAACGUCGUGCCUCGCCCACGAGAUAGUGCAUGAGAUCUUGUGCGACGUCUCCCGGAGGGUAGUACUGAGAUACGGAGUACCGAACGUAAAACGCACGGCGAAACUCACACCUGAGGAGGUGGAGGCCGAAGCACCCGCCCAAGCUGCAUUCAGCAAAAUUCUCUACCUCGCCGAGCUUCGUCCGUUCUGCUUUCCGGACACUCCGAGCUCAUGGGAAAUCCUGAAGAUUUUCGAGGUGACCGAGGAGGACGCCAUGAGACUUCGGUUAUCAGAUCCUUUGUCUGAUCAGGCAGCCGAAGCGUUAAGUUCUGAUUUCACACCCGCGCCGUGCAAUACCUACGACUGAUUAGAAAGUACAAGCUUACAGAAAAUUAUAGAAAAGAAAUGAGGGCUUUAGAAGAUAUGAAAGAAAUGAGGGCGGGCGGGUGGCGACGGGCAUUGAUUCGGAAAUUAGAGAAAAAUAAUAAGAUGUGAAAUAUAAGGAUCUCAGUUUCAAUAUGUAUAUGAACAGGUUGCUAUAUGAGUAAGUUAUUCAAAAUACAAUAAAAGGACUGUGUCUAUGGCCGAUUUUGACUCGACCAAUUC
This is a messenger RNA of Marchantia polymorpha subsp. ruderalis, 1315 nucleotides long. The record is from the annotation of a GenBank genome assembly. Lineage: Eukaryota; Viridiplantae; Streptophyta; Marchantiopsida; Marchantiales; Marchantiaceae.